CGUGUUACUGGGUAGAAGAAAACAAAAACAAACAGAGCGAGAGGGGCCAGAGACGCUCCGAGACGGCGGCAGAGGCUGAGGAGCGGGGUCGGGGCCAGCGGAUCAGCGGCCUGGGCGAGCAGCGGCGGUGGCCCGGGGGGUCGGUAUCGGUGGGCGCGGCUCGCACGCUCGGGAAGACAGAGCCCUCUCCCCCGGGCCCGGUCUCUCCUCGGAGGCAGCCGCACGUUGGGAGGGGGAGGGGGCGUGGAGGUCGCGGCCCGGUCAGGUCCGAGGCGGCCGGGCGGGGGUCCGGCCGCCUCCUCGAAGCCCUGCAGGCCCAGCCGCGCCCGCCUCAACGCCCCGGCCUGCGCAGACCCGGUCCGGGUUCCCUCCUCCUGGGCCCAGCCCGGAGCGCGGCGGCGCGGGCCCGGCCCCUCCGAGACCCCCUCCCACUCAGCGGAGCGCGCGGGGCGCGAGCUGGCGGGGGCGCCUGAUCGGUCCCUCCCCCAUCAAGGCUGAGGAAUCUUCCUGUGGGAUAUUAAAAUCUUGAAUUGAACUUGUAUACACAGCACUGGUUUUUAGAAGAUCUGGGUUCUUUCUAGUCCUGGUUCUUGCACUGAGCAGCUGUCUCCUCUUGGCCAGAUCACCUAACUUCUCUGCAUCUGUUUAGUUGUGUACAAAGUGGAAUUCCUACCUCAAGACUGUCCUGAGAGGAUAGAUUCUAAAGGAAGACUUCUGUUUGGUAAUUUGUUUAAUCAGUGCAAGUGAAAUUAACGAACAAUGGAUGUAGAAAAUGAGCAGAUACUGAAUGUAAACCCCACAGAUCCUGAUAAUUUAAGUGACUCUCUCUUUUCUGGUGAUGAGGAAAAUGCUGGGACUGAGGAAAUAAAGAAUGAAAUAAAUGGAAAUUGGAUUUCAGCAUCCUCCAUUAAUGAAGCUAGAAUUAAUGCCAAGGCAAAAAGGCGACUGCGGAAAAACUCAUCUCGGGAUUCUGGCAGAGGCGAUUCAGUCAGUGAUAAUGGAAGUGAAGCCCUUAGAAGUGGAGUAACUGUGCCAACCAGUCCAAAGGGAAGGUUGCUAGAUAGGCGAUCCAGAUCUGGGAAAGGAAGGGGACUACCAAAGAAAGGUGGUGCAGGAGGUAAAGGUGUCUGGGGUACACCUGGACAGGUAUAUGAGGUGGAGGAGGUGGAUGUGAAAGAUCCUAACUAUGAUGAUGACCAGGAGAAUUGUGUUUAUGAAACUGUAGUUUUGCCUUUGGAUGAAAGGGCAUUUGAGAAGACUUUAACACCAAUCAUACAGGAAUAUUUUGAGCAUGGAGAUACUAAUGAAGUUGCAGAGAUGCUGAGAGAUUUAAAUCUUGGUGAAAUGAAAAGUGGAGUACCUGUGUUGGCAGUGUCCUUAGCAUUGGAGGGAAAGGCUAGUCAUAGAGAAAUGACAUCAAAGCUUCUCUCUGAUCUUUGUGGGACAGUAAUGAGCACAAAUGAUGUGGAAAAAUCAUUUGAUAAAUUGUUGAAAGAUCUACCUGAAUUAGCAUUGGAUACUCCUAGAGCACCACAGUUGGUGGGCCAGUUUAUUGCUAGAGCUGUUGGAGAUGGAAUUUUAUGUAAUACCUAUAUUGACAGUUACAAAGGAACUGUAGAUUGUGUACAGGCUAGAGCUGCUCUGGAUAAGGCUACUGUACUCCUGAGUAUGUCUAAAGGUGGAAAGCGUAAAGACAGUGUGUGGGGCUGUGGAGGUGGGCAGCAGUCUGUCAAUCACCUUGUUAAAGAGAUUGAUAUGCUGUUGAAAGAGUAUUUACUCUCUGGAGAUAUAUCUGAAGCUGAACAUUGCCUUAAAGAAUUGGAAGUACCUCAUUUUCACCAUGAGCUUGUAUAUGAAGCUAUUAUUAUGGUUUUAGAGUCAACUGGAGAAAGUACAUUUAAGAUGAUUUUGAAUUUGUUAAAAUCCCUUUGGAAGUCUUCUACCAUUACUGUAGACCAGAUGAAGAGAGGUUAUGAGAGAAUUUACAAUGAAAUUCCGGACAUUAAUCUGGAUGUCCCACAUUCCUACUCUGUGCUUGAGCGAUUUGUAGAAGAAUGUUUUCAGGCUGGAAUAAUUUCCAAACAACUCAGAGAUCUUUGUCCUUCAAGGGGCAGAAAGCGUUUUGUAAGUGAAGGAGAUGGAGGUCGUCUUAAACCAGAGAGCUACUGAAUGUAAAAACUCUUGCAAGUCUUAGGGUGUUAUAAAAAUAUAUAUCUGAAUUGUAAGAGUUGUUAGCACAGGUUUUUUUUUUUUUUUUUUUUUUUUAAAGCACUUGUUUUGGGUACAAGGCAUUUCUGAAAUUUUAUAAACUUACAUUUAAGGGGAAUUUUUAAAGGAAGUGUUUCCUUUUUCUUUUUUUUUCUGAGGGGGUGAAGGAAGGAGAGAAAACUAAUCUCUUAUGUGGGGUAUUCUAAUAAGCUACGUUUGUAAGUGCCAUGUUCACAACUUAAUCAUUCCAAGUUUUGCAUUGAUGUCUGACUGCCACUCCUUUCUUUCAAGGACAGUGUUUUUUGUAGUAAAAUCACUGGUUUAUACAAAGCUUUAUUUAGGGGGUAAUGUUAAGCUGCUAAAACCCCAUGUUGGCUGCUGCUGUUGAAAUACUGUGCUUUGGGAGUAAAAAAAAAAAAAAAGUUAUUUCUUUGUCUUAAAGAAUUUUUUAAACAAUGGGUUAGUCAUGAGACUUAUUCAUCUUUCCAAGGAACAUAUUGAUUGGUCUUAAAGACUAGACAGUUAAGUAAAUGGUGGCUGGAACAUCUAUUUUUCUACAAAACUGGAAAACGAACCCGGUUCUAGGAGAAUGUACAACAAAAUAAAACAUGUGAAGCA
This is a messenger RNA of Cynocephalus volans (Philippine flying lemur), 2826 nucleotides long. RefSeq names its product programmed cell death 4 (gene PDCD4). Lineage: Eukaryota; Metazoa; Chordata; Mammalia; Dermoptera; Cynocephalidae. Gene Ontology annotation, cellular component: cytosol; nucleus. Gene Ontology annotation, biological process: negative regulation of DNA-templated transcription. The transcript is spliced from 13 exons. The record is from RefSeq and is a predicted model, not a curated record. The coding region runs from base 760 to 2169 and encodes 469 amino acids.